Molecule: messenger RNA, 916 nt
Organism: Helianthus annuus (common sunflower)
Lineage: Eukaryota; Viridiplantae; Streptophyta; Magnoliopsida; Asterales; Asteraceae
Product: caffeoyl-CoA O-methyltransferase
Exons: 3
Coding region: 72-806 (244 amino acids)
Molecular function (GO): S-adenosylmethionine-dependent methyltransferase activity; O-methyltransferase activity
Source: RefSeq, a predicted model, not a curated record
UCAGGUUCACUUGCACAACGAAUUGCAGUAGCAACCCACCCUUCAUUCACAGCAAGAAUCCAUCAAUCAUAAUGGCAGCCACCGGAGAAUCGCAACCCGCAAAACACCAAGAAGUUGGUCACAAGAGUCUCCUUCAAAGCGAUGCACUCUACCAAUACAUUCUGGAAACCAGUGUUUACCCUAGGGAACCACAGCCCAUGAAAGAGCUCCGAGAGGUCACUGCUAAACACCCUUGGAAUCUGAUGACAACAUCAGCUGACGAAGGGCAGUUUUUAAAUCUACUUCUCAAGCUUAUAAAUGCUAAGAACACGAUGGAGAUCGGUGUGUACACUGGUUAUUCCCUUCUUUCUACGGCCCUUGCUCUCCCAGAAGAUGGAAAGAUAUUGGCUUUGGACAUAAAUCGUGAAAACUACGAAAUCGGUCUUCCGAUUAUCGAGAAAGCUGGUGUUGCUCACAAAAUCGACUUUAGAGAAGGCCCUGCUCUUCCCCUUCUUGAUCAAAUGGUUGAGGAUGCAACAUUUCAUGGAUCUUUUGAUUUUAUAUUCGUGGAUGCAGAUAAAGAUAACUACCUUAACUACCACAAAAGGUUAAUUGAUCUAGUGAAAGUUGGCGGAGUCAUUGGCUACGAUAACACCCUUUGGAAUGGGUCUUUAGUGGCCCCACCAGACGCACCGCUAAGAAAGUAUGUUAGGUAUUACAGAGAUUUCGUGUUAGAACUUAACAAAGCUUUAGCGGUUGACCCGAGAGUAGAGAUUUGUCAACUUCCUGUGGGUGAUGGAAUCACUUUAUGCCGUCGUGUAAGUUAAAUGCAUAUCAUGGGAUAAGUGUAACUAAAACCCAAUCAAAGUGUAUGUCAUUUAUGUUGCUUUUGGUGUUUCAUUCCUAAAAAUAAUCAUAUUUACGAUUCUUUUGGUAA